CCCUCUUGAAUAGAUUUUUCUCUGUUAGUGGCAUUUAAAAAGAACCCUGAUUUGCUCCUGACUUCUCUUGUUUGGUCACGAUAACCUGGCUGAACUCACAAACUGACAUUUUUUGAGGUCUCUGUGGUGAUUUAUUUUGCCUAGCAAUAUGCUGGACAUGCUUGAGUACAGUCAUUAUCAGGUACAAACUCAUUUGGAGGGUCCCAAUAAGUACCACCUUCAACAGAGUCCAAGGCAGCAGGUGAAGCAUUAUCUGCCCAGCACACUUGGGGCUAAGCUCAGCCCUCCGUUAAACGUCCAGCAUCCGGAGCACGGCAUGCCCCCCGGCCCCGGAGCCAGUGCCCCCAAUAGCCCUAUGGCAUUGUUGACCCUCAGCAACAACUGCGAGAAAGAGAUGGACGACGUGAUUGAAGACAUUAUCAGUUUGGAGUCAAGCUAUAAUGAUGACAUUCUUGGAUUAAUGGAUGCUGGACUUCAAAUACCAAAUGCGAUACCAGUUUCUGCAAAUCUCCUUGACAUCUAUAGUAAUCAUGCGCUUCCUCCAUCUGGAGUCAGCAUUGGGAAUUCCUGCUCAUCUAAUUUACCAAGUGUGAAAAGGGAAUUCUCAGCUCCUGACAUGAUGCACGUGGACCAACCUGGACCAUGUGGCAAGUUUGACUCUUAUCAGAGGCCUGAAGGCCUUCCAGUAGAAGCAGAAGUAAGAGCUUUGGCAAAAGAGAGGCAAAAGAAGGACAACCACAACCUCAUUGAAAGAAGACGGCGCUUUAACAUAAAUGACAGAAUUAAAGAACUUGGGAUGUUAAUUCCCAAAUCUAAUGAUCCAGACAUGAGGUGGAAUAAAGGAACUAUUCUUAAGGCAUCAGUCGACUAUAUCAGAAAGCUACAACGAGAGCAGCAGAGAGCAAAAGAGCUUGAGAACAGACAGAAAAGACUGGAGCACACCAACAGACACCUCCUGCUUCGUAUUCAGGAGCUGGAGAUGCAGGCUCGUGCUCAUGGCCUGGCUGUAGGUGGCUCUUCGGCACUCUGCUCCUCUGAACUGGUAACUUGCUCCAUCAAGGAAGAACCCAUCAGCUACACAAGCUGUUCAUCCGAGCUGUACACACGUCCACACCUCCCCAGCCCAGAUCAUUCUCGGCCUACCACCCUGGACCUCAACAAUGGCACAAUUAGCUACAGUGACAGCACCACAGAGGAGGCAGAGGAAGAGCUCUAUGCAAACCACCAAGAACCCACAACCAAGUUGAUGUUCCUGAAAAACAUUCUGUCAUCAGUGGGCAUCAGUAACCUAAUGAUCUUCUUUGGUUCCCUCACACUUCAGUGACAGCAGCAGGCGAAGCAACAAGAGCACAGAGGAGCAGGACAAGAAUUGUUAGCACUGAUAAUGAACUAUGAAUAGCUCAUUAUGACUGUUAUUUUUAAUGUUGUUGGGUUGAUUGUGUUGAUUGGUAUUGUCUGUGUAUAAUUUCUAAAUUCUGAUAUGGCCAGGAUUCUUGAGUAUGCUAGUAGUGUAUUUAAAAGAUGUUUCUGUCACUCCUAAACAUAUGCAAAAUUGAAAUUUUUGCUUCUUUUGAAAUGCUAUUUUUUAUAUUUGAAUUAUUAUAAAGAACUCUGUUACAUCUAGUGUUUUUUUCUAACAAAUCUGAUUCUAUUAUAUCCAUGAUUUUUUAUAUAUGUAUAUUAUUUAUGGAAAAAAAUAUGGACACUGCAAAAAAGGAAAACAAUUGCAGGGGAAACAUCAGUUACGCCAUGACUUCUUAUCUGAGGUUGUACUUGCAUUAUUCGGUAUAUUCUAAGCACAUCUGUAAACUGUCAUUUAGUGAAAAGUAAUAUUAUCUAGCUGUAGGUCAUGCUUUUACUGUUAUUAUAACUCACAAAGUUUAAAGUUCUCACAAAAUGUCUUUCAUGUGCACCCUAAUAACAAUAAUAAUAACAACAAUAAAAAAAAUUAUAAUAAUUAUUAAAAAAAAUAAAUAAUAGCUUUUACUAAAAUCUAGUUUUAAAAGCACCUUAAAUACUGUAGUUAUGGCAAAUUAAGAUUCAUUGUAACAAAUUACAAACAAAAAAAUCCCUAAAGGAUAUAGAUAAUAGAUUACUUAUUUUUAGGGUUUUCUAGGGUUUAGGGGUUUCUAUUAGUAAUAAUCCAGUGUAUAUACUGUAUAUUUAUCAAU
Silurus meridionalis is the source of this 2171-nucleotide messenger RNA. It is a transcript of the gene mitfa, whose product is annotated as melanocyte inducing transcription factor a. Gene Ontology annotation, cellular component: nucleus. NCBI's taxonomy places the organism in Eukaryota, Metazoa, Chordata, Actinopteri, Siluriformes, Siluridae. Gene Ontology annotation, molecular function: RNA polymerase II cis-regulatory region sequence-specific DNA binding; DNA-binding transcription factor activity, RNA polymerase II-specific; protein dimerization activity. Gene Ontology annotation, biological process: melanocyte differentiation; regulation of transcription by RNA polymerase II. The record is from RefSeq and is a predicted model, not a curated record.